AUUUUGACAAAUCAUGAAGCGCCAAUGUUCAAAUUGAUUCGCGUGCAAAUGUCAACAGCGAACGAAGGACCAUCUGCAUGGGAAACUGUAAUACCAGAGGAUGAAAAGAAUACAUUGGAAUGGGUGGCAAAUGUUGGCGGCGAUCGACUGCUAGUUUCCUACAUCGAGGAUGUCAAGGUAUGUUCGUGA
Molecule: messenger RNA, 189 nt
Organism: Gongylonema pulchrum
Lineage: Eukaryota; Metazoa; Nematoda; Chromadorea; Rhabditida; Gongylonematidae
Source: the annotation of a GenBank genome assembly